UCAUCACAUUGUAAACAGUUUGCACGCGGCUUCGUUUUAUGCUGGGGUUGGCCACUGGGCUGCUUAGUGUGCGUCAGUGUCGCUGUCGAUGAUAGACAGCGAAGGCCAAGAUACACGAGGAUAAUGUCUGCAGUCUUACGAAAAGCAUCGAAAAGUGUGACACGCGGCAACUUGUCCUCUAACGUUGUAAUUCGUGUGCGCCAAACGCAAAGCCUUGCUUAAGAAUAAGUGCUCUUAGCCCAAAGCACGUGAUGACAAGUGAUAAACCACCAGGCGCUGAAUUCGUAAUCGGAGCCGCUGCCGCCGUUGGUGCUGGUUUCUUCACAAACCCCAUCGACGUCGUUAAGAUCCGGCUGCAGCUCCAAGGUGAACUGGAGGCUCGGGGUUCUUAUCGCAAGGUCUAUCGCAACACCUUCCACGCGGCAUACUUAAUCGCCCGGCACGAGGGUCUUUUCGCUCUACAAUCGGGGAUCGUGCCGGCUUUAGGUUUUCAGGUGGUACUCAAUGGUACGCGAUUGGGUUCUUACAACUUGGCUAAAAGAUAUCAAUUGACUUUAAAUGACGAUGGAGAAACGAAUAUCUUGAGAACUGUGUUAGUCUCAGGAGUCGCUGGCAGCAUUGGUGCUAUUAUUGGAAGCCCUUUGUAUUUGGUGAAGACCCAGCUUCAAGCUCAGUCGGCCCAAACAAUAGCAGUGGGACAUCAGCAUAACCAUGGUGGUACGAUAUCAGCUUUAAAAUUAUUGUGGCAAAAUGGCGGUUUUUUGGGUCUCUAUCGCGGUUGGUACGCAAACAUCCCUCGAGUCUUCGUUGGUUCGGCAACACAACUUACUUGCUUUGGACUGUUUUCCGAUUGGCUCAGACCUAUGGAGAUAUAUAAUGGAAAGCCAAUAUUAUUGACUUUUGUGGCAUCUUUACUUGGGGGAAGUUGUGUAGCAAUAACUAUGCAACCAUUCGAUGUUUUAGCAACACGUUUAUAUAAUCAAGGGACGGAUGUAAAAGGUAAUGGUGUUUUAUACAAUGGACUUUUCGAUGCAUUAUACAAGAUAUUUAAAACCGAAGGUAUUUUUGGACUUUACAAAGGGGUUUUUCCAACAUGGUUAAGAAUAGCUCCGCAUACGAUUCUUUGUUUGGUAUUUUAUGAAAAGAUCGCAAGAAUCUAUAAUGAUUUAGGAAAUUAAUGCUUCGCUA
Ceratosolen solmsi marchali is the source of this 1188-nucleotide messenger RNA. RefSeq names its product solute carrier family 25 member 35-like. The record is from RefSeq and is a predicted model, not a curated record. The coding region runs from base 252 to 1178 and encodes 308 amino acids. NCBI's taxonomy places the organism in Eukaryota, Metazoa, Arthropoda, Insecta, Hymenoptera, Agaonidae. The transcript has 5 exons.